AUGGCUGUAUACGCCAUCGGCUCCAAUGGAUCCGGCCAGCUCGGCAUCAGCCACAAGGAAGACGUCUCCGUGCCAAAGCCUGUGCUCUUCCACCCCGAGCAGCCCAGCUCUCGCAUCGCCAAAGUCGCUGCUGGCGGCAACCACACGCUGCUCCUCACGGACUCGGGCAGCUUGUACUGGAGUGGAGACCCGGCCAGUGGAGCCUGCGGGCUGAGUCCCUUCCCCAACGUGCCGGUGUUUCUGGAAGCGCGGCUGUCAAAGGAUGAGCCCGUCGGAGAGAUUGCGCUGGCUGCGGCCACCUGGGAGGCGUCUGUCAUUGUGACAAAGGAUGAGCAGGGCCGGCGGACAAAGGUGUUUAGUCUCGGCAUUGGGCAGAAGGGAGAGCUGGGAUUGGGCGAGUUGAUUGUGAGGACGCCGUCAGCUACAAGGGUUAAAGACUUUCCUCCCGCCGGGACGGAGGUUGUGGACCUGUCAGCAUGUAUGGGACACGCUGUUGCGGUUUUGGAUAAUGGCGACGUCUAUGGCUGGGGAAAUUGCCGCAAGUCUCAAGUUGGCGAGCCUGGUGCCGUCAUUUAUUCUCCGAGGAAGAUCGAGGGUGUAGACUUCAAAGUUGUCAGGGCAGUGUGUGCCAAGGAGUCUACAUGUCUUUUUGGAGAACCUGAGAGCGGCCAUCUGCGUGUCUUGGGAUCAGACAAAUGGGGCUUGACUUCAGACGCUCCUUCAACAGCUAUACCGUGGAAAGAUGUCGGAGCGAGCUGGGGCAACUUUUACAUUCUAGGAACAGAUGGAAGCUUGAUAGCUUGGGGACGAGACGAUCAUGGUCAACUGCCGCCGCCAAACCUCCCCCCUGUAGACAAGAUUGCCAUUGGCAGCGAACACGUCGUCGCACUCUCUGCAGAGGGCGAUGUUGUGUCUUGGGGCUGGGGAGAACAUGGCAACUGCGGACCGCGAGUGGAGAAUAACGACGUCAAGGGAAGAUGGAAUGUCAUUGCAUCGUCAAAGCAUAUUCCCCCAGAGAGUAAAAUAGAUAACAUAGGCGCCGGUUGUGCCACUAGCUGGAUAUCCAUUACAUCCAGCUAA
Molecule: messenger RNA, 1080 nt
Organism: Trichoderma atroviride IMI 206040
Lineage: Eukaryota; Fungi; Ascomycota; Sordariomycetes; Hypocreales; Hypocreaceae
Source: RefSeq, a predicted model, not a curated record